AUGGAGGAGAUGGAACGUGUUGAUAUGGAAAAGUUCAAGGAGAAUGAGAAAAAGCUGGUCGUAAACAGUGACUACCCGGGGCUUCGAAAAAUCGAAGCCGUGUUGGAUCGUCUGGUAAAGGCCAGCGGCUUGGACGAUAUAGCAUGGGAGGUUCGUAUCCUCGAUGAACCGAACGCAGAGAUCUCUUGCGUCACCAGGUCCGGCCUCGUAUUGAUCUCCACCGGCUUCUUCUACCACGCCAUCAGCAACGAUGACGAAUUGGCUGCCAUCUUGGGCCACAAUAUCGCAUCUGUCCUGGCGCGUCAUGUCCUCGAAACCGAAUUCGUUAUACUGGCCAACAAGUACUUUACCAUAUCAUUCCUUCCGCUCGCUCUCUUGGCCUCCAUCUGCAUUGAAGGCAUAGUUUUCCUUGUUCCUUUUUCGGUAUCCUGGCUGGCAUCGCUCGCUUUGUCGAGAGUCCGGCAUCGAGAAGCGGACUAUAUUGGUCUUUUGUUGAUGACGGACGCUGGUUUCGACCCUUCGGGCGCUGUCAGCUUCUGGAAGAAGGUCAAUGAGUGGCAGGAGCAGCAGCGUCGUGCAACGAAAAGGAUCAGGCAAGAUCCGCAGUUCAGGUCCUCACAUCCUCACGUCUGCUUCAAGAAGCAAACAGACGGAGAAAUGGAUACCGGAGAUCCAUUACAUCUUGGAGGGCCCGCCGUCCGCUACGGACUCGGCAGUUAG
Molecule: messenger RNA, 720 nt
Organism: Letharia columbiana
Lineage: Eukaryota; Fungi; Ascomycota; Lecanoromycetes; Lecanorales; Parmeliaceae
Exons: 3
Coding region: 1-720 (239 amino acids)
Cellular component (GO): membrane
Molecular function (GO): metalloendopeptidase activity
Source: RefSeq, a predicted model, not a curated record